Messenger RNA from Alnus glutinosa, 1034 nucleotides. RefSeq lists its product as uncharacterized. The record is from RefSeq and is a predicted model, not a curated record. The transcript is spliced from 2 exons. NCBI's taxonomy places the organism in Eukaryota, Viridiplantae, Streptophyta, Magnoliopsida, Fagales, Betulaceae. Bases 63 to 857 code for a protein of 264 amino acids. Gene Ontology annotation, molecular function: S-adenosylmethionine-dependent methyltransferase activity.
UCGGCUGGUAGCCUAAAUGGAUCAAACCUGAAAACUAGAGAGAGAGAGAGAGAGAGAGAGAGAUGGCAGAGCUGUUCCUUAAGCAGGCGGAGAAUUACGCGGAGGGUCGGCCUAGUUACCCUCCAGAAUUGUUUGAAUUCAUUGCUUCCAAGACACCCUCUCAAGACCUUGCGUGGGACGUCGGCACCGGGAACGGUCAGGCUGCUCGAUCGCUAGCUGGGAUCUACAAGAAUGUGAUAGCCACAGAUACAAGCCCAACACAGCUCUCAUUGGCGCCAAGGCUACCCAAUAUAAGAUACCAACACACCCCUCCCACCAUGUCUAUAGCCGAGGUUGAAAGCAAUGUUGCUCCUGAAUCAAGCAUCGAUGUUGUGACUAUUGCCGUGGCCCUCCACUGGUUCGACCUCCCUAAUUUCUACCAGCAAGUGAAAUGGGUACUCAAAAAACCUGGUGGUGUCGUAGCUGCAUGGACCUACUUCACCCCAGAAGUUAAUGACUCGGUUGACGCAGUCCUCCAACGCUAUUACAACAAUGCUGCGGAACCCUAUUGUGAACCUGCAGUUAAAUUAGCGAAGGACAAGUAUAGAAGCAUCCAUUUUCCAUUUGAGCCAGUGGAUGGAGUUGAUCACACUGGGCCAUUUCAGUUUGCAACUGAAAAAUUGAUGGAUUUAGAUAAUUAUUUUACUUACUUAAGAUCGUGGUCAGCGUAUCAAACAGCGAAGGAGAAGGGUGUGGAGCUUUUGAGCGAUGAUAUGGUUGAGCAAUUUAAGCGUGCUUGGAGUACUGAAGAUGGACAAGACAAGAAGGUUGUAAAGUUUCCUUUUAGUUUAAGGAUUGGAAGGGUGGGGAAUUUGUAAAAUCAAAAGACUAGCUUAGAGCCAUUGUGGCUCAUUUUAUAGGGAAUUGAACUAAACCAUUUGGUUUCAAAGGAUUGAUGGAACCAUCUCCUUGGUCAAUGAUUCUGGAAGCAAUAUAUAUCAAUUGUGUUUGUCACAUUGCCAUUUUAUAUAAUGGAAUUCUGCUAUUGAACGCUA